AUCGACCAGAUGAUCGAAGGAUCGAAGAAGACACAUGGCUAGCUAGCAGGCCUUCGAACUCACUCUCUUUUUGGUUGGAGUUGUUGGGAUUGAUUGAUCUAUUGUUUGUUGUUAGUCUACAGUACCAUUUCUGUGAUAGAGCAAGUCAAGAACCUACUCGUGUUGAUCAGCUAGCCUGUCAGGUCCAUUGCUGCUUGAAGAACAGACGAUACGACAGGAUCCGCGGCGCCGCUCCGGGUCGAGACUACUAUACUAUACUCACUGUAUAAUUGAAACCAUGGCUACGGACGACCUUCAGCACAAGAAUGACGGCUCGAUUGCGUUGUGUGCGAGCUGCGAUCGCUGUCGUUCCCGAAAGACCAAGUGCGAUGGCAAGCGGCCCUGUGGAAACUGCGCGAACAAGUACAUGAAGAAGCACAAGCUAUCGAGCAUCGAAGGAGUGGACUUUACCGAAUUCGAAUGCGUUUACUCUCCCGCAAAACGUCGUGGACCCGUACCUGGAAAAAGCGGUCAGACUCGCAAGGCGGGGGAUGCUUUCACCAAUGGAACUGCUGCCAUGGAUGUCGACCAACCGCCGGCGAUAGCGUCCUCGUCCGACACUAUGGCACAGCAAGUGCAGCAAAUGAUUGGAUCGACUCAAAUGACCUUGAUCCAGAAACUGCAACAACAAGCGGCGGGCAGCACCGAGCCCAUGCAGCAGGAUGACAGCGGCAGUGGUCACCGUUCUGCCCAACGAGUGAGGCGCGAAGUUGAUGCUACGACCCCGAGCAAUGGCAAUGAAAUUCCCAAAACCAUUGCCUCGCACACGCACUUGUUGGAUCGCAACGACGCGGAAGGCAAUCGUCUUCGAUCCUACUAUCGUUUGAGUAUCGACGAGUUGUAUCGUCUGCCGUUGACUCCCGAGAAUGACGAGUAUUGUGCCAAGUGGAAUGCCGCCAAUCCCGGAAAGCCCAGUAUGACGGCCGCCACCAUGCCCAAAGCGCAUUUGGCGGCCCUCAGCGCCUCCCGUUUUGCCGAAGUCGCGUUGGGAGCCGUCGUUCAUCAGGAACUCAGUAUGGCCAUGGAACUUUGCAAUGCCGUCGUUCACUGCCUUCGAGAAUGCGUCGCCGAGCCGGUGCAAGAUUCCUACCUCUUCGAAGUCACUCGAGCGUACUUUUUGUUGGGAGUCUUUCGGGCUUGUCGUGGAGACAUGGAGCGGUAUUUUAAAUACCGACGUGUCGCCAUGACCUACGCCGCAAAAUUGCCGGAUGCCACGGAGACACAAGUUCUCAUGGCAGCAGUCUCGUAUUUGGAUGCAUGGGCUUACAUGAUUUACAACGCAGACGAGGAGAAACUUCCAGCGGUCGACGGAUCGAUCCCUUCUGCUAUUCAAGGUGGUUGCGGAACUGGAGCUUGCAGCAAAAUUGCCAGCGAUCCGCAGAACCAGAACUGGAUUCAAGGGGCUCCCCCGGUUUACCUCAACAACGAAGCACCGUUGCCGUCCCGUGCCUUGGACGCUCUCGCUUGUGCCGUUAGGACCUGCUGUGAUCAGGCCAACAGUCGCUUUGCCGCAGUUGCUCGUGCAGCCGAGAGAGGAGAAGAACAAAUCACGGAAGAUCCAAAUAGUAACGCCGCCAACACACCAACCACAACGGCCGUCCUUGCAAACAACAAUGAACUCUGCAGUCGUAAUCUCAUACUGAGCGCCUUCACAUUGAUGCAGCAACACGAAUCCCUUACGGCAGCUUCCUUCCAUAAGAAUCGAGGGCAGCGUAUGGUGAUUUCUGCGAUGGACGCGUUCUUGGAAAACAACGAAGAUGACGAAUCCGGUGGCUUUACCGACUCUCAGAUUCAGAGCCUGUUGAGUGUUUGCAAUACAGCGAUUGAAAACCCAUUUUUGCUGUACCACGCUGGUCCGUCGUAUCACAUGGUAACGAAUGCGGCUGUCCUGUUGUGCCACUUGUUGAAUGGAAUGUAUGCCGAGAAAAUCGCAAAUGGAGCAAUGGGAGAGAUGGAAGCGGCAAUGUUCGAAGAAGCGUUGGACACUUUCAUUGCAGUGCGCAAACUCUUGACAAUUCAUCGCCGAAAGCUCCCUGUCAAAUUGCGUUGUCAUGGGAUUCCGCGACCAACCUUUGACAUCUUGGUCAAGGGUGGAUUGUCCUCGGCAGAGGAACAGGAACAGUUCCCAAAUAUCAAUUCUGGAAAAUUCCUGAUCGAUUUGGGCGAAACUGUGCUCUGCGCGUGCCGUGGGUGUCAAGGUUUUGUGCUCAUGGCAUGUUCUCCUUGUGUCGCCGCUGAACGUGCCAUGGCAGCUCAAGACCGUUUGGAAGAGGAAGACACCAAGGAACUCGAUGCAAUUGACCAAGGCGAUUUGGAUCGCGAACUCGACGACCUCGGAAACGAAUUCAAUUUGGACGAUGACGCAUUGCUUGGAAUGAUCUCACAACUUAUCCACUGAGAUCGCAGUGAAAAAAGGGUCCCCGACGUUUAGGAUUAUGAAUUGGGCAGUUCGAGGCAAGCUUUUGCGACGACCAGAAUGCGACAACUGUAGAAUUGCUCCGGCAUAUCGUCGUGGCAUCCGGGAGCGGCAAAAUUACGGUCCCAAGGGGUUCGAUACAGUUGUGCUAAGGUUGCGACGAAGCAAGGUAUACAGCAACCUCUUUUUAGUAGGAAAAUAGAUUAAACAUUUGACAUUGAUGGAUUGAGUACGAUAUUGGGGUUUUUUCUCUUUCUGGGUGUCAACCUACUAGCUGGUCGUCCCGGUGGGUGGGCGUAGGGCUGCUCGAACCUCGUCGACGAUUCUUAGAUAGUUGGGAUCAGUGAGACUAAAACCAACGAAUAUCAGAUGCUUCGUCAUGAGACUUGCUUGCACCAAUCCACCCAGAGCUCCCCGAGAUGAUUCGUAGGUUUCAUAAUCCUCCCUUGUGAUCACUAUCUCGUCAGGUACGCUUACGCAACCAUGCAUCUUCAAUAGCCACUGAGUGGCUUUCCUCUUUGGUUGAUAAGGAAUCACAGAGAGUUCUGCAGGUGUUGUCGGAGAACUUUUGAGAACAUGCACAAUAUUCUGACAUUCACAGGCUUUCUCAAUCAAUUGGUCAUAGUUUUGGGUAACC
Molecule: messenger RNA, 3092 nt
Organism: Seminavis robusta
Lineage: Eukaryota; Bacillariophyta; Bacillariophyceae; Naviculales; Naviculaceae
Source: the annotation of a GenBank genome assembly